GCCCGUUUAGCUUGAGUUGCUUCAGAUCCUGCAGCUACCGUAGUCGCUCUAUCUCCCCAUAACAGCAGUCAUGGCGACAGAGGUCCAACCGCUCACUCUGGAUCGAGAUGUAGCCAGGGCGAUUGAGCUGCUGGAGAAGCUACAGGAGUCCGGAGACAUCCCGGGUCACAAGCUGCAGUCCCUGAAGUUGGUGUUGCAGAGUGAGUUCUGCACAGCCAUUAGAGAGGUGUACCAGUACAUGCAUGAAACAAUCACAGUCAAUGGCUGUCCGGAGUACCAGGCACGGGCUACAGCGAAGGCCACAGUUGCAGCCUUUGCGGCCAGCGAGGGUCACUCUCACCCCCGAGUGGUGGAGCUGCCCAAGACGGAGGAGGGGCUGGGCUUCAAUGUGAUGGGUGGCAAGGAGCAGAACUCUCCCAUCUAUAUCUCCCGCAUCAUCCCAGGGGGAUUGGCUGAGAGGCAUGGGGGACUGAAGCGAGGGGACCAGCUCCUGUCUGUCAAUGGUGUGAGUGUGGAGGGGGAGCACCACGAGAAGGCGGUGGAGCUUCUGAAGGCUGCCAAGGACAGUGUGAAGCUGGUGGUACGCUACACGCCCAAGGUCCUGGAGGAGAUGGAGGCGCGCUUCGAGAAGCUCCGCACGGCCCGCCGCCGCCAGCAGCAGCAGCUCCUCAUGCAGGCUCAGCAGCAGCAGAACCUCACUACCCAGCAGAACCAUAUGUCGUAGGACUGUAGGUGUUGGAAAGACAGCACGAACCAGAUCUGGGACCACCAAGGAGAAGGAGUUGAACCACACGGAUGAAGAAAACAGCUGGUACAGUAAGAAGACCAGUCCUCUAAACCUGCCAUAUAUUUACCCUACUAUGAUUUAAUUUAGAUUGAAACUGUUUUAAGGAUCUGACAGGGAUUUUACAUUUCAGUCAUUUAGCAGACACACUUAUCCAGAGCAACUUGAGUACAUACAUUUUCACACUUGUCCCCCGUGAGAAUCAAACCCACAACCAUGGCGUUGCAAGCGCCAUGUUCUACCAACUGAGCCACACGGGACUAUUUAGCACCUCAAAGGUUUUUGGGGAAUAGGGUGAACUGAUGGAGGCUGGCAUUGUCUGGAGAUACACAUUGCACCAUUGAAAGAGCAACAGCAUUUAAAACGCAACAAAUGCCUUUGAAAACUGUCUAUGUGGCAUCGAUAUGAGUCAGAAACAGUUAUUCUAGUGUCCAAAUUGACUACAAAGUGUUUGGAACAAUUGUGUGUCACAACAGGUAAAUGAAGGAUAAGACAUUUGCCUAUUAACAUGGGGUGAACAGCUGCAGUGGUUGCUCUCUAUUCAAUAGCAUACAGUGAGACAGACCUGCCCAGCAGCCUGGCUUUGUUUACAUAAGACAACAUGUUGUGCAUUUUUUUACUUGAGAAAUACUGCAACAAACACCUUAGUGAAAUGUAAAAUUGCACAACUUAAACAUCCUUGGCAAAACCGUCCAAAUUUAAUUACAGAUUUCUUGAGUUAUCUUCGAUUCAUUCUUGGGAUUUUGAGGAAGUGAAAUAGGCUUCUGCGUCUACAGUGUCUCAUGGGGGACAAACAUCAUUAACCAAGCAUGGAAUCGGUCUGGAAACAAACCUCUAAGACUAAAAUCUUGUUUUUCUAAUGAGCAACAGAAAAACAGAAGUGCCAAUCGGCAUGUUCAGUGGUUCUUUAAAACCCAUUGGGCUCUUUAUACCCAGAGAGAGUACCAGAGAGGCUCCUGUCAGAGAGGCUCCUACUGCACAAUGAUACCAGGCCUUGUCCUUUGGGUAAGAGUUACAGAGGAUUACAUCAAACGUUUCAAUUUUUCAUUAAACAUUUCCUUGCAGCACACAUUAAGGUCCUGGAAUGAGCGCUUAAUCUAUUUCAGGGUGUUUGUUAACUUAGCAGUUGCAAUCCCCUGUACAGUCAUAACCGUUAUGUCAGUAAUUCAGCCGUGUGGCUUGUGAACUAUUUUAGAUAUGGCUGAGCAAAUAAGAGCUCACGCUCAUGGGAUGCUACAUGUUUUAUAAAACAUACCACAGAACAGACUUGACUGCAUCAGUGCAAAGUUGAGGCAGACUUGUGGUAUACAAAUAUACCCCGUCAUUGCUUGGAUUGCUGGAGGUGAUAAAGCUAAAAUGAGGACAACUCUGAAAAUAGGCAGUAGUAAUACUAAGCCUGUCUGGGCCACAUCACAAAAGACUUAACACCACCCGCAGUCUAAGGGAUCCUCAGUGGCACUGAUCGUUUGAUAGUAACCCUCCUCGUGUAGCCCUCGUUUAGCUCGGGGAGGUAUGUGUGAGCUUGGAGACCUGUGCAGUAGAUGCAUGGAGUGGGGACUGAGCAGGGAUCAUGUUGUAUCAGCGACACGCGCGGCGGACAGGCUGCUAGGUGGCAAGCCCCAUGGGAUUGCAUGAAAUCUGUUCGUCAUGUAGCCUUCCUCUCUGAUUCGCUGCCCGGCCAUUCUGUCUCUCUCUCGCAUACCUGGCCAGGCUGACCAAGGCCCGAGGACACGAUAGGCUCUGCUAUAUCUCUGUUCUCAGUAGUAGUGGGAAUUCCACAGACAUGUAGCCAUUUCCUGCUGUCAAAUGACCUAGUGGCCUCAUUGUUGGAAUGUUAUUCAUAUUUUUCAUAAUUAAUAAACAUUCUAGAACCUGACUGAAAAUCCGGUGUUUUUAUGUCAAAUGGUUUUGUUAUAUUUCAGUCUUCUGUGAUGUAUCUAAAGUGUAAUAUUGGGAUGCAAACUCAACAUGUAAUACAUUUAAACUCUUUAUCUGACAUGCUACAGGUGUCUUCUUUUUUUAAAGUCCAUAACCAUGUGUGAGAAGUGUAUGCUUUUGUUUCAAAGUAGAUUUGUUUAAGACUACCAAGAAACACUCUGUGUGACCCCGAUUUAGCCCACUGCAGUAAAAGGUUCAUUCACAAUCAUUUUUAAUUGUCUUUUCACAGUUCAAUGGGCUUUUCACAAUUCACAGCAGAGUACACUGCACUUUUUGUAACUUAUUGGACCAGAAUAUGACAUUAGCAUCCCACUUUACCGACCUGUCAGAGUACUGACUUGUCAAAUAGUUUCAAACAUUGCUCUCAGCUUUUCUUACACCUGUCCCUCACAGGCUGUUCCAAAAGAAGAAGUAGUGAAGGACACUGAAAGGAAGGUUCUGAGUCCAUCUCUAUGUGCUGAGGAUCCCAAAGGAACCACCUGGUAGAGGAGAAUAUGAUACUGUUAAGCAGUGAAGACUCUCUCUCCCCCUUCAAUGUACUACCAACAGAAUGAAGCAAAACUGAAUGAUAUGUUUUCUGAAAUGGUAACAGCGGUGCUUGUGACAUGAGAGAUUGGAGGCUAGCACUGAAACCCAUCCCUUUGACUUUUAUUUUGUUUGUGUUCAUUUUAAGUUGUCCUCUAACAGUUGAAAGUUGUAACCCUCCACAAUGCUCCUUGUCAUUUGUGAUAGUUCACUUCUUUUUGUUGUAUGUUUGAAUUCAUUUCACUUGUUUCCUGACUUUGGUUUUGCUAUAGCUUUGAACAAUGAUAUUUCUAUUGUUUCUUCUAUGGGAGCUUGUCCGUGUGUGUAUGAACAUUGCUUUUUUCGUGUCAAACUUUGUCCUGCUUUGGAUAAAUGUGAACUUUUUUUUAACCUUAUAUAUUUGCAGCGAGAAAAUAUUUUGUAUGGAAACUUGUAGAUUUAGCAAUAACAGACUGUCGUUGGUUUUACAUUUCACAUAAAAUUAACGAUUAGAGAUAUACAGUAUGUGAGUAAGAUACAAAAGGUAACAAUGUAAUACUAGGUCAACUGUAUCUUAUGCACUGUGUGUCAUAAGGCAGCUUCCACCAUUAAAAUCAAACGGCUGUUAAAAGAGAGGUAUGUAAAGUGGAUGAAUACACAGAGAUAAUUGUAUUCAUACAAUUGAAUACAAGUACAAUUAUCCUGAAAUGUCCUAUCUUGACUUUCCGCUCUCACGUCAUCCAUUUAAUGAUGGUUAGUCAUCUACUCCCAUCAAAUGAAUAUAUACAGAGAGUAUAUAGAGUAAUCUACUAAAAUCAAAUCUACAUAUAUCAAUAUCAUUUGAACAUUUGAAUCAUUUAUAUGAGGAAUGUCAAACACAUUUAUAUAUAUAGUAAUGACCUGGUGGGUUAAUCAAAUGGUACAAUUGUCUUUAUUUUUUGAAUCAAUCUAUUUUAUUGUUUACAAUCUGAGUUUUGCAUAAAGUCAUUUCAUUAAGGUAUGUGUGUGUGUUUGUUAACAUGCAGAUGAUUAUUUAAAAUAUUGAAUUGUACAAAACCUAUAGCCCAGUGUAUAAUUCGUACCAGAAUAGUAUGGUUAAUGGACUCAUUCUCCUGGAUCUGCGUCGUCACCUUUACAUUUUGACAAUCAUUGUGAGUAAGAGACUGUGGAAUGUUCUAGUCGUCUUAUCAAUAAGGGACCUCUGUUUUAAACUCUCUCCUUCAACCCUCUACCUAUUGUCUGACGUAGUAUUCUCAUGGCAAGUAACCAUAUUUAAGUAUAACAAGUUGCACUGUGGAUUCAUUGAAAGCUAUUAGAAAACCAGUCGAUGAUCAACACUGAUCAAAAGUGGUCUUGUAUCUGUAGUACUGUCAGACAAACAAUAUAUUGGAUGGUUUUCCUAGUAGCAAACUCUAGUAUGUAUGUUGUAUAUAGGCCUAGUUCCUUUGUGGGUGGGUAUUGAAGUAGUGCAAGAUCAUUUAACAUCCAUACUGUGUACAAUGUGCCAUCCUGAUAGUCCAACCAGAUUGGGCUGUGAACAUGUUUUGUCCCUCAACUUUUGAGCAGUUCAUCUUGCCUCUGACAAAUCCCUUUUGUACAUUUACUUAUUCACUUUCUUAUUGCCGACUUGCAUUUUUUAGGCUGGACGUACUGUACUUCCUGACUGGACGUACUGUACUUCCUGAUUCAACGUACUGUACUUCCUGAUUCAACGUACUGUACUUCCUGAUUCAACGUAUUGUACUUCCUGACUGGACGUACUGUACUUCCUGAUUGUACAGAAAAAAAGACAACACCAGGUGAUAUGCAAUUGUUAUACAUAUUAUAUUUGUUUAAAUAAAUAUAUGUGCGUGUGUACAUUGAUGACUU
This is a messenger RNA of Oncorhynchus masou masou (cherry salmon), 5095 nucleotides long. RefSeq names its product protein lin-7 homolog A-like. Gene Ontology annotation, cellular component: synapse; cell-cell junction; basolateral plasma membrane. Gene Ontology annotation, molecular function: L27 domain binding. The record is from RefSeq and is a predicted model, not a curated record. Bases 71 to 724 code for a protein of 217 amino acids. The transcript is spliced from 6 exons. Gene Ontology annotation, biological process: maintenance of epithelial cell apical/basal polarity; protein localization to basolateral plasma membrane; neurotransmitter secretion. Lineage: Eukaryota; Metazoa; Chordata; Actinopteri; Salmoniformes; Salmonidae.